Messenger RNA from Python bivittatus (Burmese python), 2192 nucleotides. RefSeq names its product nuclear assembly factor 1 ribonucleoprotein (gene NAF1). Gene Ontology annotation, molecular function: RNA binding. The record is from RefSeq and is a predicted model, not a curated record. Gene Ontology annotation, biological process: pseudouridine synthesis; box H/ACA snoRNP assembly; ribosome biogenesis. Gene Ontology annotation, cellular component: sno(s)RNA-containing ribonucleoprotein complex. Lineage: Eukaryota; Metazoa; Chordata; Lepidosauria; Squamata; Pythonidae.
UCGUGUAGCCGCACGUGGGUGAGAGAUGGAUGUUCCUUCGGCCUCGUUGGUAGACGGCGACUCCGGCCUUUCGGGAUCGAUAGUGGCGGAGCAGUUGCAGACGCUGAGGGUCGCCUGCGAGGGAAGCCCCAGUGCAGCCCCAGCGUGCCCGCAGGGAGCCGCUUUGAAGGACGACGAUCGAGUCCCGCUUUCCCCAGAGCGCCUUUGUGGAGAAGCCCCCGCGAACCGCUCGGAGCUUCCACAGGAGCAGCCAGGGCCUCCUUGGGUCGCCCUGAAGGGAGGCGGUGUGGAAGGAGAUGCUCCUCAGCCUGGCCCUGCCGCUGAAGAGAAGCCGGCUUCUCCUGGGGAUGGCAACGGCCAGACGUCUCCCGAAACGGGAGGGGAGCAGACUUGCUCGCCCGACGAACACCUCCAGGCUGCGGAGGCUUUAUCGGAAAGAGAAAAAGAGCACCGGCCGCCCGAGGAAGUGAAGGCGGGCCAUCAGCCGUCGCCCUCCGCUCUUCUCGGUAGUAACAGCGAACUUAAGAACGGAGGACUGAAUCGCCAAACGGCGCCGGUCCGUCCCGAAGAGCAAGAUGGGCUCUCGAAGGGGAAUCCGGCGGCACCAGGGAGUGAGAGGGGCUCGUUGGCAGUGGAAAGUUGCGGUGGCUUGAACUCGAGCUCUGAGCCGGAAAGUGAUACUGAUGCAGACAGUUCAUCUUCUCUUUCCUCCUGCUCUCCAAUGCUGUCUGAGGAUGAUGAUAAACAAGAUAAAAAUGAAAAUAAUUCUUAUGCUACUAGAAAAAAAAGUGAGUUGUCUAAACAGGAGCCACUUCCUGUUGAAGACAUAAUGAUAAUUCUACCUGAAUCUGUUGAACUGAUGCCUUUUGGAAAGGUUUCCAGCUUCAUUGAACAUCUAGUAAUAAUUGAGUCACAGAAGGGACUUCCUCCAGUGAAUGAAGACACAGUACUUUUUAAGGAAGAUCGUCAUUCAGUAGGAAAGAUCUUUGAGAUCUUUGGCCCCGUGUCACAUCCUUUUUAUGUACUACAGUUUAAUAGUCCUGAGCACAUUCAGUCUAAAGGUAUUAAAAUAAAAGAUGAAGUAUAUUUUGCUCCAUCUGUUGAAAGCUUCACUCAAUAUAUAUUUCCAGAAAAACUGAAACAAGAGAAGGGAUCAGAUGCAUCUUGGAAGAAUGAUGAAGAGCCACCCGCUGAGGCUCUAGACUUCAGUGAUGAUGAAAAAGAAAGAGCAGCAAAAUUACAGAAGAAAUCUCAAAAUGUAAGAAGAAAGGAGCUCAGAUCACAACAAAAUAAUAGCAAUGAUAAUGGAGGAAAUUAUCAGUCCAGACGACAAUAUCCUUCAGAAUAUGCAGGCGGAUAUUGUAGGGGACAGCCUACACCCAGGUUUUCGUGGGGCAGAUCUCCUCAUGUAUCUCCUUUUCCACGUUUCUACAGACAGCACAACGUAACUCCACAGUAUUAUUCCUCUGACUAUGCAGAGCUGCAAAAACCAACUACUUUUUGUCAGCAACAGAGACUGGAGAGUAUGAGAAGACAUCAGUAUUCCUUCCCUCCCCCAUCUUUUGAAACUGUUGGUAGUAAUACAAAUUUUCCACCUCCACCCCCAUCAAUACCUUGGGGAUGGCCUCCUGGGUGUACUCAGAACACCUAUGAGCCUUUGUUGUCUAUGUUGUCUUUACCUCCACCACCCCCACCUCCUCUGCCACCUCCAUCCACAGCUCCUAACACUGGCAGUUCUCCUUAAGACAGAAUAUAUUUUCAGACAACCUAUAAAAUAUCAAACGUUCUACCUGAAUAGUAAAUGUGCUAAUAUUUUCUUAUUUGUUUUGAGGGAGGCACAUUAUUUUUGAUUAUGUACAAAAAUUAAAAUGAGUAUUUUGUAUGAAAUAAAAGUAUGGGGAGAGGAUGUUUAAUAUCUGCUUAAGUUUGUUAUACAAAUCUGACAGAUUUAAAUAUUACAUAUUUCUUUUUGCAGUCAACAUUGCUCAAAAUUGUAUUUUUUUACAGAUUUCUACAUGUCUCUAAUCGUAUAUAAAUUAAUAUGAGUUUUACAAAUUCCUGUAAAACAAAAUUAUUUCUCAAUGUAGUAUGUUGAAAUUCUGAACUAUUUGUUGCCUUUUUAUAACUGCUGUAUAUUACAAUAGAAAACAAUUCAAUUCAGAAACAAACCAAACAAUAAAGUAAAAUCUCCA